UUGGCCAGGAUAAGAAAUUUUUCAUAAUGAUAAGAAAUUUUGGCUUUUGAUUCCACCCGAAUAUAGAAAAAAAAUGUCGUCUUCAGCUGCAAUCAGAGGUUUUGGUUCAUUACUCACCAGAUUUUCCAGUGGGGUUUCUGUUAAACCCCUGAGCUCUCUCAGUCCCCACAGAAAUGGUUAUUCGAUAAGAAAUUUAUCGUCAAUUUCUAGGUGCUCGUGUUCUGGAGAUUGGGCUUCGUUUUUAGGGCUUAAUCAUGGAAGCUGUGAGAGGAAGAUCUCAACUCGCGCGCCGCUGUGUAUGGGCAGACGAUCGAGUAAAAUUGCCGGCAGAAAGACUCAAAAUGAUCUUAAGAAGGGGAAGCUGUAUGCUAGAUUUGGGAAGGAAGUUGUAUCUGCGGUUAAGAAAGGUGGUGCUAGUCCAGUAUCUAAUACAGCUUUGGCUGCUCUGUUUGAGAAAGCAAAGGAGCUUGAUAUACCGAGGGAUAUAUUAGAUCGCAACAUUAAGAGAGCUUCAGAGAAGGGCCAGGAAUCCUACAUUGAGAAAUUCUAUGAGGUCUAUGGCUAUGGUGGGGUAGGAAUGAUUGUUCAAGUGCUAACAGAUAAAGUAACUAGAUCUGUGGCGGCCAUUAGGGAGGUCGCGAAGGACUGUGGUGGAAAGAUGGCAGAUUCUGGAUCGAUUAUGUUCAAGUUUAGACGAGCUAGAGUUGCGACUGUAAAGGCUUCUGAUGUUGAGAAAGACGAGCUUCUUAUAAUAGCCUUAGAUGCUGGUGCGGAGGACAUAAUUGAGCCCUGGAUGGAUGUAGAUAAUUCGGAAGAAGAUUCUGAAAGACACUAUAAAAUUGUAAGUUCGAUGGAGAAUUACGCUGCUAUAUUGGCAAAACUACGCGAGGAAGGAAUUGCAUUCGAAACUGAUGGUGGGUUCGAGCUUAUUCCCAUAACGCCAGUUGAGGUUGAUGACGAGGCUAUGGAGUUAAACAAGGAGCUGGCGUCCAAACUGCUUGAGCUGGAUGAUGUCGAUGCAGUAUAUACAGAUCAGAAAUGAUUUUGACCUUCUACGUAUCUUUGAGCUGGUCCUUUUCUUCUCCUUCAGCUGCUCAGCAUUCAAACUGAGAUUUUGGGGCUGUGAGUUUUACGGGCUCGUCGUGUUUGCUCUCCAAUGUGCAAAUUCCGGCGGUUGCCAGAUGAGUUUGCUAUAUCUGCCAGAAUAUUCAGUGAAGGCUCAUUAUUUCAUAGUGAUAUAUUUACUGAUUUGAGAAAGAAAAAUAAAAUAAACAAAUAAUGGCAUUACAUUUUUGUUGCAUCUUUAUUUUUAGCAUUACUCAAAAAUUUUGUUGUACGAUAGUAGCUAAUUUUUUUUACUAAUUUAUCUCUUUUUCUUUGAAUA
This is a messenger RNA of Salvia hispanica, 1384 nucleotides long. Its product is annotated as YebC-like protein. Gene Ontology annotation, cellular component: chloroplast. The record is from RefSeq and is a predicted model, not a curated record. NCBI's taxonomy places the organism in Eukaryota, Viridiplantae, Streptophyta, Magnoliopsida, Lamiales, Lamiaceae.